Molecule: messenger RNA, 4833 nt
Organism: Gossypium arboreum
Lineage: Eukaryota; Viridiplantae; Streptophyta; Magnoliopsida; Malvales; Malvaceae
Exons: 21
Coding region: 196-4833 (1545 amino acids)
Molecular function (GO): DNA binding
Source: RefSeq, a predicted model, not a curated record
CCAGCUACUUACUACUAUAAUUAAAAUUGAAUUUAUUGCUCUGCUCUUGAAAAAUGGAUUUCCCAGUUCUUGUUAAACGAGAAACUAUGGAGGAGUCAGUACUCCUCAACAGCCUUCCACCAUUUGUUUGUCUAUUUGUUUAUGUAGGCAACCAUUGAAUAUACUCCUCAACAGCCUUCCAUCAUUCAUCGUUCCAUGUUUACUUCCAAAACUCCCCAUUUUUUCAAAGUCAUUCUUCAGGAAACUAUAACUCAUGGGAGACUUGGGAUUCCUAGAAAUUUUGUGAGAAAAUAUGGAAACCAGCUCUCAAGCCCUGUUAAGCUUGAGGUCCCCAAUGGUGCAAUAUGGCAGGUGGAACUCACAAAGAGUACUGAUGAAAAGCUGCACUUGCAAAAUGGCUGGCGAGAAUUCGCAGAGCAUUACUUGCUUGAAUUUGGGUCUUUUGUGGUCUUCAGAUACGAAGGGAAUGAUCGUUUCCAUGUCCUAAUUUUUGAUAAAAGUGCUUCGGAGAUCGAUUAUCCCUAUACUAGCACUGAAGAUGAUGAUGGGGAUGGGGAUGAUCAUAUAUCGGUUGGAGUAAUUGCAGCUCGUCCAAGCGUGAAAACAGAGGUUUUAAGCUGCCCACAAAAGUUGACAGACACUGAAAAGGCUCAGGCGGUUCAGAUAGCCAGUGCUUUCAAAAGUACUGAACAUCCAGUUUUCAUGGUGCUCAUGCGACCAUCAUCUGUUUGUUAUAAAUAUCGAAUGGUCAUACCAUUAGACUUUGCUCUGAAAUUUUUGCCAAAGCAUAACUGUAAUCUGACUUUAUGCAAUUCUGCUGGGAAAACUUGGCCUGUGACGUUCUAUAGGAAUACACAAAGUAAAAAACUUAGUGCACAACUCUAUGGUGGAUGGCAGACAUUUGUGAAAGAUAAUCGUAUUAACGUUGGUGACAUAUGUGUCUUUGAGUUAAUUAGGCAACCUGAAAUCUUAAUGAAAGUGCAGAUCUACCCGGCUGCCAAAAAUGCAAGCAAUGCCUGCAGAUCACAGGCUGAUAAUAGCAUUGCCAGUCAACUUAGAACCGGGAGCUUGGUCAGUGUUACUGAACCUGAUUGUCAACAAACUCGAUGCCCCUACAGCUCCAGUGAACUUAAAGACUCAAAGCUCAAAACACAAAAGAACAUCGAUUUCCAAAAUUCAACAAAAGAACUUAAGGGUGAAUUCAGAUGUUUAGCAAAAAAUGAUAAUGGAGGGGUUUCAGGUGAUUGGGGAUGUCUGAAACCUGACCUUGUGAGCAAGAUGCAACCAUUGACUCCAACUGAGAAACAAAGAGCUACUGAUAUUGCAAGUUGGUCUUCCUUAAGAUUAGUGAGUGGGAAAAGUAAAGAGAAAUCACAUUUGCCAUGUUCUCUGCCUCAGAAGAAAAUGAGAAUCAAUUCUCCUAAUCAACAUGGACAAAAUUCAAAGUUAGAGGUUUUAUCUUCAGGCAUUAGCUCUGAUGCUCAGAGAAGUGUGACAACUGAGGCUUUAAGUUGUGUGCAACGGCUGACAGCCAUUGAAAAGACGCAUGCUGUUCAGAUAGCUAGUGCUUUUAAAAGUACUGAAAACCCAGUUUUUAUGGUAGUCAUGCGACCAUCAUACGUUCUUGGUAAAUGCAGAAUGUUUAUACCAUCGAACUUCACAAGGAAAUUUUUGACAAUGUACAAGUGUAAUCUGACCUUGUGCAAUUCCACUGGGAAAACUUGGCAUGCCAAGUUCUUUAGAUAUCCAGAAAAUAAAAAACCAAAUGCACACCUCUACGGUGGGUGGUGUGAAUUUGUGGAAGAUAAUCAUCUUAAUGUUGGUGACAUUUGUGUUUUUGAGCUAAUUAAGCAUCCUGAAAUCUUAAUGAAAGUGCAAAUCUAUCCGGUUGUCAAAAAUGCAAGCAAGGCCUGCGGGCCACAAGCUCUCGGGAGCAUAGUCAGUCGAGUUAAAACUAGGAGCUUGGUCAGUGAUGCUAAACGUAGUUGUCAACAAAGUGCACGUCCCCCCAGCUCCAGAGAAUUUAUAGACCUAACAGACUCGUACAUUGAGAGCUUGGAUGACUCUCCACUAGACCAGAAAACGAAGAAGAAAAUGACAUCUCCAAGUUUUCAGCCUUGUAAGUUGAUGAGAACCAAUCCAAGUGAAAGCAAUCAAGCUAAGGGGAUUAAGCUGGAGAAAGAAAAGAAGAGCUUGAAUUUCCAAUAUUUAACAAAAGAAGUUGGUGGUGAACUCAAAUAUUCUGUAAGGAAUGAUAGGGAAAGGAGGUCAAGUGCACGGAGAUGUCCGAAACCUGAUCCUGUAUACGGGAAACAAAGAGCUUGCGUAGGAGCUAGUGCUUUCAGAACUUCAAAUCCCUCUUUCAGUGUUGUGAUACAUCCGUCAUACAUUGGUUCUUCUAGUUCUCUGCAUAUACCGGUGGAAUUUGUCAAGAGAUAUUUGAAGAAAAGCGGAGAAAUGGUGCUGAGAGUUGUAGAUGGGAGGAUUUGGAUAGUUGAGUACAGAAGAAAAGCAAGUAAUAAAGGUGGAAAAGCAAAGUUUGGGAGUAGGAGUUGGGGACAGUUUGCGAAAGACAAUCAACUGGAGAAGGCCAAUAACGGUUCCAUGUUUGCACCAAAGACACCCCAUUUCUUCAAGAUUAUUUUGGAGGCCACUAUUCGAGAUAAGAAGCUUGGGAUUCCUAGAAAGUUUGUGAAGAAGUAUGGAAAGGGGUUAUCAAGUUCAGUAUUAUUAACGGUUCCAAGUGGUGAUACAUGGCAUGCCCAGCUGACAAAAUCUGAUGGUGUUGUUUGGUUUCAAAAUGGAUGGCAAGCAUUUGCAGAAUAUUACUCUCUCCAGUAUGGGCAUUUCUUGGUUUUCAGAUAUGAAGGGAAUGGCAAGUUUCUGGUGCUCAUAUUUGAUAUGAGUGCAUCGGAGAUUGAAUAUCCAUGCAAGAGCCAUAUUGAAGAUCAUAAUAGUGAUGAUCAAGUGUGUCUAAAACUUGUCAAGAAAGAAGCUAAAGAUGAUACUUGUGAUGGAACCUUGUAUGAGACUCCUCCAUGCAAGGAGACUAGGAAGAAGAAGAAGAAGAAGAAGAGAUCACGACCACCAUGUUCUAAACCUCGGAAGAAACUCAAAAUCACUCAAAAAGACAAAAAUGAAAAAGAUUGGGAAGAUGAAUCAACUAGAGAAGAAGACAUGCAAACCAAGGUUCCUAGGGAUGAGCACGCAUUUGGAGUCACCGAAUAUGAUAAAGCUCUUCAAAGAGCCAGUUCCUUCAGAUCAGAGAAUCCAUUUUUUCUGGUUAUAAUGCAGCCUUCAUACAUUAACCCUGGUCGAAAAAUGUGCAUACCAAAGGAGUUUACUAUGAAGUUUCUAAAAGAAAAUCUUGGUGAUUUAACCCUUUGCACUUCGGAAGGGAAAACUUGGUCUACUCAGUACUGGCGCUAUAUAAGCAGAAACAAGUACACAAAAGCAAUCAUCCAUAUUGGUUGGAGGCAAUUCAUGCUGGCCAACAAUUUGGAAGCUGGUGAUGUUUGUGUCUUUGAGCUGAUUUCGCAAACUGAAAGCAUGCUGAAAGUAAUUAUUUACCGUGUUCGUCAAGAUACAAGCUGUAGUUCUCCAUUGGGUGGAAUAAACUCUUCGGAAAAUGGUGGUAACAUAAACUCAUCAACACUGGGAAGCACAGAGUCUAAUCAUGAUUGCUUGAUGCGACCAAUGACGCCUGUUGAGAAAGCAAGAGCUAUUCUGAAAGCUAGUAAUUUCAAAUCUAAAAACCCUUUUUUCAAGGUUGUAAUGCAACCCAGAUACUUGAUCUUAAGAUGUAGCCUGGGUAUACCAUACAAAUUUGUUAAGAGAUAUCUUGACGAAGAGAAGGAGGAAGCCAUCCUUCAAGUUUCGGAUGGGCGAACUUGGGUUGUCAAGUUUGCUGUUAAAGUAUUCACUGGUGGACAACAUAAAGCUGAAUUCUCAACCUGGAGGGCUUUUGCACGGGACAAUAACUUGGAAGUUGGUGAUGUAUGCGUCUUUGAGCUGAUUAACCGCCAUGAAAAUUCAUUCAAGGUCUCCAUUUUUUCAGCAGCACCAGGAGCUAAUUCUUCUCUGUCAUCACAAGCUGAUGAUGCUGAAGCCAGUCAAGUUGCAUCCAAGAAUUGCUUGGUACCUAGAAUUGAAGCUGAUGAUGAUUUUGGCAAUUGUUAUGCUGGAAAUUCUGGCCCUGCUGCCCAACUCACUACUAUAGAAUAUCAAGAAAAUGAAGAGGAAGUCAAUCUUACUGAUGAUGCUAUAGCCAGUCAAGUUGCAUCUAAAGAUUGGCUGGUUCCAAAAAUUGAAGCUGAUGAUGAUUUUGGCAAAUGUCAUGUUGGAAAUUCUAGCCCCGCUGCCCAAUUCCCUGCCAUAGGAUAUCAAGAAACUGAAGAGGAAGUCCAACCUACUAUAUCUACAAGGCCAAGAGGCCCACAACGGCUGCAAGCUCGCGAAAAAGCUAAAGCUCUUCAACGAGCCAGUGGUUUCAAGUCUCAGAACCCAUUUUUCACUGUUGCUAUGCAGCCAUCUUAUGUUAGUAAUGGGUAUAGAUUGGCUAUACCAUUGGACUUUUCCAGGAAAUACUUGAGGAAUGGGAGUGGUAAUGCAAUCCUGUCCACGGUGGGAGAUGGGAGGACAUGGUUGACCAAGUAUCAUCGUGAAGCAAAGGGAACAAACCCCAGAGCAAAGUUGAUUGAUGGGUGGAAGACUUUUGCAAAAGAUAAUAACUUGGAAAUUGGUGAUGUUUGCGUCUUUGAGAUGAUCAAUUCAGAGGGCUAUCAAUUGUCUUUGAAUGUAGCUAUUUACAAGCCUCAAGAGGAUCAAACAUAG